AGCAAAGGGGCCCAUGUCCUCUGUUCUGGGCAGGAUGGCCACCAGAACAAGCUUCCCAGACCUCUUCAGAACUGCUGUUUUCUUUCUCUAAAUCCUCCUCCCCCCACAUCAGUCCAAACAAGGACUCCACCCUGAAUUCCGCCCAAUUCCCCGGUGCCCUCAAUGUUCCGGCUGCACAUACUUGAAUGCUUACUGGCUGUGCCGGUCCUGGAAGCCAGUAGGUCCAAAUGGUUUCAUAUCUGCUGCCACUGUUGUGAUGUCUAGCUGUUGUUAAGGCUCGGACUCCUCAGUCUUGUCAGAGGAAGGAUAUAGCCUUCUUCUGCAGGAGGACCAGAUGCUAUCGCUACUUACUGCUUUGGUGUCCAUCCUUGCUGUCCCAUGGCAAUUAGUCAGCAGGUUGACCACUAGAUGACUCGUGAUUUCUAGACCUCACAGUUUCCAGUCUGUCAUGUUUUCACCAGGAAGAAGGAACAUCCUGAGACGUCUGAAUUAAACCUCACAAUCAGCCUACUUUGAGCACACCAGGACAAGUUUGUACGUCUCUCAAUAACAUCUCACUGAUGCAUUCGAACCACAAGCAUGCCAUGAGUCAAACAUCGGUCCUAGAGUGUAGUUGUUUAAACUGGUACUACUGGCUGCAUUUGAUCAUUGAGAGUGGUUGCUAUAGACAACCCACUAUUCACAGGGGAUCAUGGACAUCGAAGCCUAUUUCGAAAGGAUCGGUUAUAACAACCCAGUCUAUACAUUGGAUUUGGCCACACUAACCGAAGUUCUUCAGCACCAGAUGCGAACAAUUCCUUUUGAGAAUCUCAACAUGCACUGUGGAGAAGCCAUGGACCUGGGCUUAGAGGCUACUUUUGAUCAAAUUGUGCGGAAGAAGCGGGGCGGGUGGUGUCUCCAGGUUAAUCAUCUCCUGUACUGGGCUCUGACCCAAAUGGGCUUUGAAACCACCAUGUUGGGAGGAUAUGUUUACAUAGUGCCUGUCAGUAAGUACAGCAGUGAGAUGAUUCACCUUCUAGUGCAGGUGACCAUCAGUGACAGGAACUACAUUGUUGAUGCUGCCUAUGGAGGCUCCUACCAGAUGUGGGAGCCUGUAGAAUUAGCAUCAGGGAAGGACCAGCCUCAGGUGCCUGCCAUCUUCCGUUUGACAGAAGAGAACGAAACCUGGUACUUGGACCAAAUCAGAAGAGAGCAGCAUGUUCCAAACCAAGAAUUUGUCAACUCGGACCUCCUUGAGAAGAACACAUAUCGAAAGAUCUAUUCUUUUACUCUCCAACCCCGCACUAUCGAGGAUUUUGAAUAUGCGAAUACCUACCUUCAGAUAUCUCCAGUAUCUGUGUUUGUAAACACAUCAUUUUGUUCCUUGCAAACCUCAGAAGGGGUUUGCUGCUUAAUAGGCUCCACUAUUGCGAGGAGGAAAUUCAGUUAUAAGGAAAAUGUAGAUCUGGUGGAGUUUAAGAAUGUGAGUGAGGAAGAAAUAGAAGAUGUGCUGAAAACUGCGUUUGGUGUUUCUUUAGAGAGAAAGUUUGUGCCCAAAAAUGGUAACCUAUCUUUUAGUAUUUAGGGUAAAGCGCAAAACUGCUUUUCAUUAUUAUUUCAUGUUCUUAAACAUUUGAGACAUAUGCAAAUAUAUUCAUAGGAGUCCUUAAAGAGUCAUCACCCAGCUCGAUGUUGAUCAGCUGAUGACUUGUAUCUUCUACUUCCUACAUUUUAUGAAAAAGCAAUUGUAGCUGUCCUGUUAUUUCACCAAUAAAAAUAUAAUCAGUUAUAAUUAAAUAAAAAAUUUAAUGGGUAUAGCCACAAUCCUUUUCAAGAUUACUCAUACAAAAAUAUCCUAGUGAAGAUGCAGUUAACUUGGGAACUAUAUUCAUUUGUAAUAGAAAACCUUCAAACAUUAUGCUAUUGUUGAACUCACAUAAGACUUAUGUGAGUAAUUGACUAUGAAUAGACAGAGAACUGCAGGCAUUAAAUUUAGCCAGAGUAAUUCUGAUGUCCAAGGUUUACAAGAAGCCACCUUCACAACUUAGGAUCAGAAUAAGGCAAACCAGAAUGAGCCAUCAUUUCAGUUCCGGGAAACUUCCUAGUCCUCAAAACAAAACUCAAGCCAGUGCAUGGAGCUCGAUAAGUAGGUGCCAAGGCAACGAUAUGGCUUAGAAUUUACAGGGUAAAUAUUACAGACACAGUUCCAUUUAUAUUUGGCUUUUUCUUAAAGAUAUGGGAACACUGAUAUUUUGAAUUAGGUGAUUUAUACCUCAUAAAAUGUGUGGUACCUUGAAAAACAUUGUUUAUGAAGUAUAUUAUUGCUAAAUACAUUAAAAUAGUAUUGGCUAAUA
This is a messenger RNA of Mesocricetus auratus (golden hamster), 2333 nucleotides long. RefSeq names its product N-acetyltransferase 1 (arylamine N-acetyltransferase) (gene Nat1). NCBI's taxonomy places the organism in Eukaryota, Metazoa, Chordata, Mammalia, Rodentia, Cricetidae. The transcript is spliced from 6 exons. The record is from RefSeq and is a predicted model, not a curated record. Gene Ontology annotation, molecular function: acetyltransferase activity. The coding region runs from base 692 to 1564 and encodes 290 amino acids.